AUGGUAUUUGUCUGGGAAACUAACUUCGACAAACUUCUCAAUGAAAUUGAUGACCCUGGCCCUGUUUCUGCCGCCGCCAGGGGGUCGUUGCAUCAACGGCCAUUAGCCUGCGAAGAAAAACGUCGCAGGCCCCUUCGUUGGCGGAAUCAAAACAAUUUAUCAUCAGAAAUCCCACAUGUGUCACGCGACUCAGAAGUAGUAAUUUCUCCCUACUUAGCUGAGAGUGAUCAAGUCUCUGACGCUCAACUAUCGCUCACUUCAAACAAAGUUAUUCUUAAGGAUAGUUUGCCCGAAUCUCAUUUGUUUGACAAUUUACAGAAAGAUGAAAACGACUCCAACUCUGCCACAACUGUUGAAAGACGAUAUGACGUAGAAGCCAAACGCUUGUUUCAGAGUGAACCAUCCCUGAUCCCUCCAAACGUAGCCACGACUCUUGAGCACAUUUUAUCUCAACUCGAUAUACUAACUCAGGUAAUAUAA
Protopolystoma xenopodis is the source of this 480-nucleotide messenger RNA. Lineage: Eukaryota; Metazoa; Platyhelminthes; Monogenea; Polystomatidea; Polystomatidae. The record is from the annotation of a GenBank genome assembly.